Acanthochromis polyacanthus (spiny chromis) is the source of this 7998-nucleotide messenger RNA. Its product is annotated as solute carrier family 22 member 4-like. Gene Ontology annotation, molecular function: transmembrane transporter activity. Bases 5578 to 7305 code for a protein of 575 amino acids. Gene Ontology annotation, biological process: transmembrane transport. The record is from RefSeq and is a predicted model, not a curated record. The transcript is spliced from 11 exons. Gene Ontology annotation, cellular component: membrane. Lineage: Eukaryota; Metazoa; Chordata; Actinopteri; Pomacentridae.
AAAAGUUGUAAGAAAAAAUUAAAGCUGCUACCGACCUCUCGCUUUUUCAAAGUAUUUUUCAUGUUUUGUUUUGUUUUUUUUGGGGGGGGGGCUCUUUAAACCAACAUUUUAGGUGCAUGUCCAGGGAUUUUUGGUGGAAUGUUCCUUUAAGGUGGAUGUGUGAGGACCUUGUAGGUGGAAUACUUCCUGAAGGCAACCUUUUAGGUCAACAUCCAAAGAUUUAAGGUGGAAUAAACCAUUCCGUUAAACCAACCUAAAUUUCAUGUUUUGAUCAUAUCAAGUGAGAAACCUCAAUCCAGACUCCUCAUAAUGACAUUUGAGAUUUAUGCUGCUGUUAUUUGUUUAGUCCAGACUAAAUGACAGAAAUCCACAACUGUAAUUUUAUUUCAGGACUCGGUUAUUAAAUGUCAAAACAAUCCAUGUGACUCUAAGAACUCAACAGCUUUACAAACUCUAAGAUUAAACUUUCCACAAUGUCCAUCUGCAUUUAUACAUCAUAUUGAUGUUUAAAUAACGGGAACUGCAGCCCACAUUCAGUCAAGUUAGCAGAAUUACGAACAAACAACGUUUCCAGGUUUCUCUGACAAAAUAAAAGCCGUGAUUUGUUUUACGGAAGAAUUACGAUUUCAAAAAUGGGACUUUGAAAAUGUAAAUCAAACUGUAAUAAGCGUUAGCUAGCUGCUCCACUUGCUCUGAAUAUUUUUGUUCUCAUGUUUGUCAAGUCCAAACGAAAAAUUAAUCCAUAUUCUGGCUACAUUACUGAAAACAGCAUCCACGGAGUGACCGGAAGUUAGCCGACCUAGCGGAAGUGCUAAUGAGGUCUGCUCUGGCACAGAUUAUUACUGUCACACAUGUAGCUUUAAAAAUAAAUCCUGUCCAAUCCUGUCCGCCACUGGUCAGAAGUACUUUCAUUUAACUAUCGUGUCAUCCUGUGGGUCAAAAUUGACCCAUUAUAAAGUUUGAAAAUGUGGAAAAAAUACAUAUUUUCACAGUGAAACUUCUUAUGUCCACAUUUUUAAAAUUUUUGGGAAAUCUUUGAGCAUUUUUUGGUGGAUAAAAAGAAAUGUUAAAACUUUUUCUUCAGAACAUUCACAAAAAAAAUCAACCAAAAUCCAGCUUCCUUUUUAAAGAAAGAAAGUAUUAUGGUUGUAUUUCAGCCUGACAGCAAGAAUUUGUUUCUUCAGACCCAUAAAAUGGCCCAAUAUCACCACGAAUUUCCCAUUAUGUAGCAUUAAGGAAAUUCAAGGGUCGAUCUAUAAUUGGGGACUUUUGAAGUCCAUGGGAUAUAUCUUGCAUUCAUUUUUAUUAAAGUAAAAGCAAAACUAAUGUUUUUAUGAUCAUAAUGAUCAUGUCUUUACAAAUUCCAUAAUUAUUUAUAAUGAAAAUAAUCACUUGUUAAUUAAAAAUGACUGAAUAUCACUAAAAUGUCAACUAAAUAGCUUUCCCAAUUUAAUUACAACCACCUUCUAAUUAGCUGAACAAUAAUAAAAUGAGUUUAUUCAGAAAUAGUUUGGAUUGUGUUCUUUUUAUUAGGAUGAGAUAAUCAUGAUCGAUAUUUCUUUUUGGCAAUAUAUCAAAUUUUAUUUGGAAAUGACAAAUUGUAUCACUUUCCACUAAGUUCCCCAUUACAAAAACACCUCUCCAGGAAGUGUGUUCAUUCCAGAUCACAUGACCUGCUCCAUAUGAUGUCAUUUCCUCCUGAAGAAAAGACUAGAAAGACUCCGAGGCUUUCUGAGUUAUUUCAUAUAAAGUAGUCAACAUGUUUACUACAACAUCUUUAGAAAUAACUUUCAAUUUCAACUUUAUUCAUUGUAUAUAUAAUAUUUAAAUAAUCUUUCUGUAAAAUGUCAUGUGGUGUUUGGUUAUAGGCGGCCAUGUUGAUUUUAGGCCUGAAAACAGCAAAAAUGUCAACUAUGAUACAAAAAGCCCCGCAAUUAUAUAUUGACACUAAAAAAUCCUUGUUUGAUUUUACAGUUCCUCAUGUGGUCGUAUGUAAUCCAAGUCUCAUUAACCCUCAAAGAUGUCCAUUUGAACUUAAAAGCUUGAAUACUGUAAAAGAUCUCUUUGAUUCUGUCUCUAUUUGUUUCUUAUUUUUAAUAAUGCAGAUCAAAACAUCAUCAGUGGGUGCUGAUAAUGUGUGUAAAUAAUAAUUAAAUGCAUUAUAUUUCAGAUAAAAGUGACCUUAAAACCACCUUAUUAAUAAUUUGAGUUCAAAUAAGUGCCUUCAACCCUUCUGAACUGAAUUAUAAGUUGUUAUUAAAUUAUAAGAUUAUACAACUAAAAUAUUGUCAUUUUUCCAUAUAACAUUAAAAUAUAUAUGUGCUUUUACUGCAUUUCCUUAAAUAUUGAUGAUUAUUUUUCACUUAGAAGGAGGCGUGUCUGUUGUUUCUUACAUAACUAAAUAAAUGAGUGUGUGCAUCCCGCAGAUGUUAAACUGGACUAUGGAAUCAGGUUACUGGUGACAGAUUCACAUUAGUCUCCUCACAUGCUGCUUUAAAGACACUUUUCCAGCGCUGUGUUUGCAUGUUAAUGUCUCACAGACUUUGCGUGUCUGAACAUGUAUGUGAAGUCAUCUCCUGGUUAGUGAUGGUCGGAGCCGAACACCUCGUCACCGUUUAACUGCUCUCUUUGUCUGCUCCCUCUGAGCCAACGGUAAAUGAUCCAUCCGCUUUGGAGCUUCCAGUCCAGUCCAGUCUGAUCUCUGCAGUGCUGGUUUAUUCAGGUCACUGGGAUUCAGGGCUUUUCUAAAUUUGGAAAUUAAAGCAAAGACUAUUAAUAGAAAAACCUUCGAAAUGAAAACUAAGUAUCAUUCUGAGUGCAGCUUGCAGCUCAGAUGAACCUUCACAUGGUGACCAACAGAAAUAUACAAACUCUACUUUAAGGUUUCAUUUUGGAAGAACAGGCUGCAGGUUUUAAGAAGAGAAAGGAGGAUGAAAGUGAGCAGCUUCCUAUCAGCUCAAGGAGGUUUGACCUGGAACAAACUGCCCGCAAAGAUUACAGAGUAUCAACCUUUCAUGGCUUUUAAAGUUCAACUCAAAAAUUGGAUUUUAGACAAUCAAACCUGUGAGCAUUAGCAAUCUGGCCGUCACUUGUAUAUGUAUAUGUAUUUUUAAAAUCUGUAAUUUAGGAACUUAUGCACGCUUGCACAUACACAUGAGGCGUUUAUGUCUAUAUAUAGUCCCCCCUAUUUUAGGAUUGUUUGCACAUGUUCAAUGUCUUUUAUUGUUCUUUGUAUCGUAUUGUAUUGAGUGGGUUUUUUUUAAUGUUUUUUGUUGGGGACUACGGAUGAAAUUUAGCAUGCAUGCUAAUUCAUAUUACAUCUUAUUUACAUUAAAUUUUGUAUGAACUGUCCAUUAAUAUGCACUGUCCCAACUAAAUAAACCAGGAAAUAAAAUAAAUAAAUCAGGGUUCAGUGUGUUUUCAAUAAACUAUGACAAAGAGUUCCUGUAUUUAGAAUGGAGGAGAAGGUCAGAAGUUGUCAUUUCUGUAGCGGCUGUUUGGAUUUCUCUCCUCCACAGCGUUUUGGUUUUUAUUACCGCAAGUAAUUAAUCCCUGAUGCAAACUCCUGAUUAUCACAGCUGGGAUGUUUUCAUUAAGAUUUAAUGAUAAGAGAUUAUAAACUAAUAAAAUAAAUCCCAGCAGCAAAUUAAAUAAACCCCCUCGCUGAGAGAAACACAUCGUUUAAAGACACGUUCAUUAAUGUGCAUCGUUAUCAUUUAUCUCCUGCACUGACAGAUAUUAUUACAGCUAUAGAGUGUUUACUACAUUAGUCAUUAUCUCUUUGUAUUUAUGGUGGUAUCAUAGUGUUUCAUAAACCUUCAUUUAGUGUUAUUAUACUACUGAAACUGCCAUGUGUGGACGUGAGAUGAGCGUUAUUCUUAUAGUGAAUUAUUACAGAAAUGAUGCUGCAAUCCUGUUCCUCUGGUUUUGUCUAAAUAGUCCGUGGAUGUAACAUUUCUGUCAUCUCAGUUUGUGCAACAGUAAAUAAUAACUAUUCUUAACAAUUAAAAGUUUAUUGAGAUUUACCAUGUUUAAGUAAAAAACUCGUACUUAUUAACAUUUUGUGGAAUAUUUACUUUUUGCCUCUUCCUUGCAGCUAGUUUAUUUGUCGUGGAAUUAAUGUUCAGUCAGUGGACAGUGUUUCACCGCUUCAUCCUCUGUUGCUUUCUAUGUAUGUUUAUUAUCGCUGUCCUGCGGAAAGAUGAGAUUUUAAUGCAUUUCGUUUGAACUGUCCUCUUUAUCUCUGAAUUAAUCCUGUUUCUUUAACCAGAAGUGAAAUCAGUAAAUAUGAAACCUGUCUAAACAUCAGAACCAAACUUCUGGUUGACAAACUGUUCACUAAACUUUAUUGUAAGACUCAAGAACUGUUUCUUUUUGUCUGUUUUAUUUUUUUCAGAUUUUGAAUAUUACCAGCAAUUUCAUCCUCUGUGGUUAUGGUUGUAAAAUCUCCUCAUCACUGACAUUUAUUGAGUUUUGUUUGUAUUCAUCAUGCAAAUGAUUUACUGACUUACGCGCCUCAAUCCUCCAGUUCAUUUUCAGUUCUAUUGUUUUCCUGUGAGCACCUCUUUUUUUUUUUUUUUUGCUUUUUGAGUCUCAUUAUAUCAUCUUUUCUUGCUUGAUCAGCCUUCUACCAACCCUCAGUUAGAUGGGAGCUCUUCUGGCUGUGCGCUAAUGUUCAAACAGCACACAGCUCCAUGGCACAUUUGCAAAGUGUCCAUUUACUUUUGCACCUUUCUAUUCGUGCACCAUGUAUUAAAAGGGCUAAAUGCAUUUCUUUGAAUCCUGGCGGCAAACUACUCAAGCUGAAUCUGAGAGAACUGCCCUCACAGAGAAUCAGAGGUUAACUUCCCCUCCAGUAAAGCACAUUUGAUCUCAGCAGAUUUUUAAAUCAUGCUGUAGACAUUUAGAACUUUAACCUCUUAGGACCUGGAGUCCACAUAUGUGGACAUCUUUUUUUCCCCAAACAAAGAUUGUAUUGAUCAUCAUAAUGACAGUAAUAAAAAUAACAAUGAUAAUAACAUUUUGAAUAACAACAAAAACAAUAAUAGCAACAACCAUAUAAACAUAUACAUAUAAGGUAAAUAUAAAAAUAUAAAAAACAUAAAAAUCACUUAUUAGAUUUCAUUCAUUUAUUAUGUUUAUUGGUUACUCCUUAUCCAAAAUAACUAGAAGAAAUCUAAAGUGCAAGCCCAACCAAAGCUCAGGUCUGAAGAGGUUAAACAAUGUUUCACCCUGCAUUGUUUUCUCUCUAUUUCUGAUACGAAGUGCAGUUUUCCCAAACAUGAAGAACUCUGGUUGAGAGGGGGAGGAGGAGAGGUGGAGUUUUCUGGUCUGGUCUGGGAUAAAGGAGGUGUGAAGCUGCAGGGAGACGCUGACAACAAGCUGCAACAGGAGGCCCAACUGGCAGCAUAUGUGUAGUAUAUUUAUUAUCUGUAGCUCUUGUGUUUUUGUGCUUCAUGUUAGUGCUUUUUAGACUGAGCAGUAUUUCUAAAUCUAGCGCUGAAAGCAUAUUUGCAGCACUUUUCUUUGUAGAAACUGUCACAGCAUCUUAGCAGAACAGAAGCAGAGUCCAGUAAGAUGCAGAACUACGAGGAGUCGGUGUCCUUCCUGGGGCCGUCCGGCCCGUUCCAGAGGCGAGUCUUCGUCCUGCUCUGCCUCACCUCCAUUCCCUGCGGAUACAACAUGCUGUCGGUCAUCUUCCUGCUCGCCAUCCCUCCUCACCACUGCCACAUCCCCGCCAGCAGUAACCUGAGCCAGGAGUGGAUCCAGGCCAGCAUCCCGGUGCAGGUCGCCGGGCAGCCGGAGAGAAGCAGCUGCAGCCGGUACAGUCUGGAUGUGGUGCAGAAUCUGUCAGCUGUGGGCUUCAGGCCCGCCCUGGACCAGAUCCAGAACCAGUCUGUGCCGGGAGGGAGUCCAGAGGUCGUCCUGACCGGCCUGCAGGAGGAGGAAUGUAGAGAUGGAUGGACCUACAGUACCGAGUACUACCAGUCCACGGUAGUCACUGAGUUCGACCUGGUGUGUGGCGAUGAGUGGAAACAGCCUCUGACUUCCCUCGUCUACUUCCUGGGAGGACUUUGUGGCUGCUUCAUCUCCGGGCAGAUCUCUGACCGGUUUGGGAGGAAGCCCGUUCUCUUCGGUUCCAUUGCCAUACUUAGCAUUUUCAGCGCUGCAGCAUCUUCAGCUUCCUCCUGGCUGGUCUUCACUGUGCUGUUCUUCAUUCUGGGAGUGGGUCAGAUCAGCUGUUACAUCGUCAUAUUUGUGUUGGGUUCAGAGAUCCUAAUCGGGCCGAGCAGAUUUCUCUUCUCCCAGCUGUGCUUACCUUCCAUCUACGUGUGUGGGAUGUUGCUGCUGUGUGGGACCGCCCACCUGUUCAGGAACUGGAGAUACCUGUCGCUGGCUAUGGCCGCACCCGGACUGGCGUUUAUCCCCUUUUGGUGGUGGGUUCCAGAGUCUCCUCGCUGGCUGGUGUCUCGUGGACGUCUUCAAGAAGCAGAAUCUCUGCUGAGGUUAGCAGCUCUGGAAAACCGAGUGGAAGCUCCACCGGUCAUCUUCCUCUCAACCAAUGUCGACAAAGUUGAAAGCCAGAAGGCGGAAUCGGUCAGCUUCCUGGACCUGCUGAGGACCAAAAACAUACGAAAUAUUACAUUGAUGUUGUGGCUCAUCUGGUUUUCUAUGAGUGUCUGCUACUUUGGAUUGUCCUUUGACACAUCUAGCCUCUCUGGUAAUCCCUACCUGAACUACUUCCUGCUGUCGGUUGUUGAGAUCCCGGCGUACGCUGCCAGCUGGGGGGCUGCACGCCAUCUUCCUCGCUGUCAGUCGUUUAUGAGUUUCGUUAUGGUGGGAGCGAUAGCACUGCUCUUCAUCUUCUUCACUUUACACAGUCAUCCGACUCUCACCCUGGUCCUGGUGCUGCUGGGUAAAUUCGGCGUGAUGGCCGGCACCAGCGUGUUGUACAUGUACACCGGAGAACUGUUCCCCACUGUCAUCCGGAACACGGCCAUGUCGUCCUGCGCCAUGUUCUCCAGAGUGGGCUCCUCGCUUUCCCCGUUCUUGCUGCACCUGGCUGUGUUCGGUCAGUUCCUGCCGUGGAUUCUCGUGGCUUUUCUGUCAUUUCUCGGUGCUCUGCUCUGCAUUUUUCUGCCCGAAACUUUCAAACGGUCGAUGCCCGACACCAUCCAGCAGAUGCAGCACACACGGCGGUUCAGGUUGACAUGUGUCUCCUCCACACUUCCUCCAGAGGAUUAUGGGAAAUCAGCUAAAGACCUGAUUAUUGUGCCGGACAUCAUCUGCACAACUCGCUUAUAAGAAACUAUUUUACAAAGUACAUUUUUUUCCGUUUCUUGAGGAUGGCGCUGUGUUUCUGUGUCCACCAGCUGGGUACUUGUGAAACCCUGCAGAGGCUUCGGUGAUGCGUUCACUGAAACCUAAUGAAUAGUAACAACAGUUUGUUGUUUUUACAAUAAAACAGAGACAGAGUGCAGCAAGACAGUCGAGGAAGACAGUGCAGAUCUUUACUAAGAAUACAUGUGAGCAAGAAAAAUCACACAGCUGUGAAGAUUUAGUUUAUGGAUUGAGACACUGAUACAUGUCAAACCUCAACACAAACACAAAAGAAAAACAUAAAUCAAAAAUAUGAAUGUAAUGUGAAUGUUUCAAAUGACUCCACCACAAUAUGCAGUUUCAACACAAACAUUUUUUGUGACAGUGCAACAUGCAGAAGGGCUUUUAUAUGUAAGAGAAUCUUUGAGGAAAUUUUUGGAAAUGCAAAUCUCUUUUCUAGGCACCUGUCUCAUGAAUCUAAGAGUUCCUUUGUCUUGUCUUGUGGAUAUGAAAGUUGAUUUGGAUCUGAACGGUGUCGCAGCAGCGCUACAAAAACAGCUACUUGAAUUUUAUUUGCGUUUAUAAAGAAUGUGUGGUUUUGUUUGCAACAGUUUGAUGAAAACAAUUGUAAGGUUGUGUAUGAUGUAUGACUUAUUAAAUCAGAAUUAAGUAACUCAA